CUGCGACCAACGCGGUCAUGCCCUGCCUAUACAGGCUUUCGAGACUUAUUGCGAGCGUCCGCACAUGAAGUCCAAAACAGCCGAAGUCGUCGUACAAAAUCAUGAAAAAGUCUGCUCCCUUGCGUUCCGGCGUCCACCCGACGUUUACCGAGUCGAGCCGAAUAGUUGUGUUCGUUAAACAAGUGUGCGCAGCACAGCAGGUAGCAGGAGGAAACGUUUCUAGGUUUUUUGUUGCCUUGUUCUUGCCUUUAGAUCCUGAUGAGUGAAGCACGCACACCUUACGGGUACGUUCGUGGUAUAAGCCUAUCCCUUUUACGCUAAUGGUGAAGAUAUAAUCGGCUCUGCAUUCGGGCAUGGGCAGACCCGUGGGCGUCGUCUGUACGCGGACAUUCAGCACCAAGCAGCCAAAUAGUCAAUCCUUGCUACGGUGGAGACGGGGGUCCAUAUGAGGCUUGCUACAAUUUUAUCAGUUUUAAGUAAUAAAAGUUGAAUGAAAAUGGCAUUACUAGUAUUUUUUGAAGUGUGUUGACAGAUUGACAGUUCACGCAUGGCACGGUUUGACAGCUGACGUUUGACACUUUGGACAAAGAGAUCCGAAUGCGAAAUAAACAAAACAGUAAACAGAAAAAAAAGUGAAGACUUACAACUUGAAGAAUCUUCACGUACACGUAGUCUCCGAGAUUCGUUGUACCGGAUAUGCGAAUAUUUUGCUACACUCGGUGGUCUUAAUUUCUACAGUUCUUUCCACAAAUUGUACUGAUUUGAUGCAUGAACAGUUAAGAGCAGCACAACAAAACAUCAUUUGAAAACGAAAAGAUAAGCUCUUCAUUCAGAACCAUACCUAACCAUUGAUGCAGGAAAUAAAAUAACCCAUUGCGAGCAAAACGACAAGAAAAUUAACUACAUUAUUGCGUGGAUGACGUAUCUCGGAGACAUACAUAAAUAACAAUACCUAAUAGGCAUUUAAAAAUAUGUUCUUGAACCCCAAGGUUCCAAUGAAAAGUCUAAAAACGUACUUCAGAAAACAGUUCCAUUACAUUCAGCCAUCAAACCGCUAAUUUUAGUGUUAACAGACAAUCUUGCAAGCGUCUUCAGACCGUCUUGAAGGUUUUUCAACUAUAGCAUCUUCAAAAGACAUGUUCAAACUGUGUGAGCAUACUCAUAAUAAAGCAUUCUUUAGGCGUGUUUAGACAAGUCUAAAAGCCGUAGGAAAUAGUUCUCGGAAGUUGUUGACACACGAGACUUCCGUCCAUCGGUCUACUUGCCGUUUCGUGAUGUUCGUGCUUUAAUUGAAUGCUCGCUCGAUGGCGAUGUUAUUUUUUAUAUCUGUCAAAUAAGCUUCGUUCGCUCGAACCACUAUCGCCUGCCGGGACUGUGUUCCCCAUGUCCGAAUUCUUCUACACACAUUGCACAACGUUUCGCUGAGCGGGCCGCUUUUCCUUUCGCUUCAGCGUUGGUCUGUGUAGGGCGAGGUUGCUUUUUUAAAACACAAAGACCAAUUCGUAUCACUGCGAAGCUCUCUUCGGUCGAGCGAGGGGUUGAAGCGCAUCUUGUGCACUACGCGUGUUCUCGCACCUCUCCCUUCGCCCGCCUCAUCGUGUGUAUCACCACCAUCCGUCGAAGGGCGGCAAUCACGCGCGCGGGUAGGCUCUGAUUGGCCGUCCGCCGCUGCUGCUGCGUCACACAAAUGUGCAACCAAAAUAAAAUCCACCCGUUUUCUCGUCCAACCGCGCUUGCAUCUCGCACACAAAACGGGGUGCAACAGGAAGGACGCAUCGGAUCGCGAAGCUUUUGCAGUGGGGAAGUGAUACACCCACGGUCGGUGCCGGCAAACUCGGCAGAUCGAUCAGUCGGUGGACGGUAAUCAAACGGUUAGGUUUUACUCCACAUUCGCUCGUGCCGCGAACGACGCGCCGACACGCACACACGACACACCGGUCUCAUUAUUGAUAUAUUGUAAAAACACGACAGCGAGAGGAAGAAGAAGCGUGCGUAAAGGUCCAGGUGGUUGCAUUUUUUUGUUGUUGUCGUGCGUAACCUCCCGAAUCAGCAGGUGCACUUGUGUGGUGAUGAUGGUGGUCGUGUUUCUGUAGUGAGCAGUGGGUGCUGUUAUCCUUUCGGAGUUUCUUAUGUUUAUCCCACAUCUAUUCUAAUUGCAGUGUAUUUGUGUAUGUGUAUGUGUGUGGGCAAUUAAUAAGUAAAUUUGUAUGUAUUUGCCAUGAAAAGAAAGUUACAUUUGCAUGGUAAAGUGAUUCGCAAAGUGUGAAUGUGCGCGCAGCAAUAGUGCGUCGUUGUAAUGUGCGGGAGAAAACACGUUGGGUUAGUGUUGUAUUUCGUUGUGUUUUAGAGCCUUUUGGUGACUUGGUCACUUUGAUGAACUACUGGUCAUUGAAGUGUGUGUCACGACGUUUUCGAUUUUAAACAAGUAGUCAGUGAUUAAUGGUAACCAAAAAUGGGAGAAAAAUAAUGAUGUUCGUAUGACAACAAUGCGUGAUUCUUGUAUGAGAGGGAAAUGAAAGUAUACAUUAGAUAACAAGGAAAACGGAAAUCAAAAGAUAAAGAGCGUUGAUACAUACCUUGAAGCGGGAUUGUGCAUCAUCGCGCUCCUAAGUAAAGUGCGUCAGAACGAUAAACAAAAACUAAGAAUUCUACGGCAGCAGCGUAAGCUGUCACCGACAUGGGCAGUGAUCAUUACUGCUUGAGGUGGAACAAUCAUCAAUCCAACCUUCUCGGGGUGUUCAGCCAAUUGCUCCAGGACGAGAGUCUGGUGGACGUCACACUCGCUUGCUCAGAGGGCGCCUCCAUCCGAGCCCACAAGGUUGUACUCUCGGCCUGCUCCUCCUACUUCCAGACGCUGUUUCUCGACCAUCCGGCCCGGCACCCGAUCGUCAUACUGAAGGACGUUCGCUUUGCCGAGCUGCGCACGCUGAUCGAAUUCAUGUACAAGGGCGAGGUAAAUGUCGAAUACUGUCAGCUUUCGGCACUGCUAAAGACGGCAAAAUCGCUCAAGGUCAAAGGACUGACGGAGAUGACAAAUCAGAGCAGCCCGCUGACGGAACCGAAGCUAGAGCCGGAGCGACUCCGACCCCACAGCAGCCAUGGUGCGGGCGGUGGCGUCGGCGCGACCGGCGGCAGCAACAGUGGCAGCGGGAGCGGCGGCACCACCCUGGCCGCCUCGGAAGCGAUCCUGCCGACCAACCUCUCCACGACGCUCCCGACGGCAACGCUCGCGGGCGGCGGUGGCGGCCCGUAUCUCACCUCAACGACCACCACCGCCACGCCGGGCGCUGCGUCGACGACGGUCAGCACCACCGCCACGACUGCUACGACCACCGGCAGCAGUAGCAGCACCACCACUACUACUACUACUUCGAGCGAACCGGACGGUGCCGACAGACCGGCAGCGGCGGAGCAGCAGCAGCAACAUCACCAGCAACACUCGCAACAGCAUCACUACACGACGCAACAGCAACGUUUGAGUUCCUCCGGCAUUGGCAGUGCCAGCGUCACCUCGGCAAGCUCCCUCAGCAGCAGCAGCAGCAGCAGCAGCAGUGGCACGGCCACCGCCGGCAACGUCACCGAUCUGUCCACCACGCACGGGAAGGACGCGGCAAUGGUGUGCGAAGCGGACGCGUCGACAGCCGCCGCCCCGAGCGCCACCACGACCACUACGCCCCUCUCGCUGCUCACCCGGAAGCAUCGCGACGCGCCGAUCGACAUCGCAACCGCCACCACAGCCUUAUCCUCAGCGAGUGCCGCCGCCGUAACGUCGUCGGCCGCACAGCUGCACGGUGGUGGCGGUGGUGCCGUCGGCAGCAAGGGCUCGAGUUCCUCCUUCACCUCGGUCGCUGCACUUAGCAGCAGUAGUACCAGCAGCAGCAGCACCACCACCACCGUCAUCCAGCGGCCGGCGUCGGGCGAUGGCAUUCUCUCUUCCCAGCUGGCCGCGUCGGCAGUCAGCAGCGACGGCAGACGUAGCGCCACACCCCUGCACGACGAGCCGCCCAGCCGGGAGGAGGAAGAGCCCGAGGAGAUGGAGCAGGAGGUAAACUAUCGCCAUCCGCAGGAUGCGCGGACUACACCGACAAUCGGCGCCGCGCUAGACGACGAACGUGACACUACUACAACCGCCACCGCCACCACCACCACCACCACCACCACGGUCAGCGAUAAGGCAGACGCGCACCAAAGUGCUCACCAGGAGCGGGGAGCAAGGAUAGGGACGGCGUCGCCCCCGGCCGGCAGCGGGGGCGAUACGGACGAGUGCGCCGCAAGCGACGAACCCGCCGCCGCAGGCGACCCAGUAACCGCGUGCUGCUCCACCUCGAUCGCGGAGCGGCAGCCAUCGCCCGCACCGGCCGCCCUGAUCCCCGACAGCAGCCUAUCGCGCAGCAGCCCGCUCGGCGAGCUGGUGGACGAGGUGCGGCGGCCGGCAAGCAGUGCCGCUGCUGCGGCCGCCGCCGCCGCCGCUGCCGCCCUGAUGGCAACCGAUCUGCGCACGGACACAGACCAUCAUCACGCGAUGCUGCUGCGGGACGUGACGAUGGGAACCGCCGACUACGACGAUGAGGAGGAAGAGGAGGAGGAGGACGAGGACGAGGGGGAGGACGUGGACGAUGGGGCAGCGGAGAUGCUGCUGGCAGCGGCCGCCGUCGCACAGGUUGCUCGGGAGGCACGCGAUGAAGGGACGGACGCCAUCGUGAUCGGCACCAGCGAGGAGAGUGCGGAGCAGCGGCGUCGACGCGGACGCCGCCCGCUGACGGCAAGCGACGAACCGGAGGAGGAAGCGAACGAGGAGCAGCAACACCGCCAUCGGUCCAGACGCACCGGACCGGACGACGAGACGACGCUGGGCCCGGAGGAGGUGGAGGACGACGAUGACGAUGACGACGAUGACGACGAUGACGAGGACGACGAGGGCGGCGGCCCGCACGAUCUGCACAUUGGCAGUGCGGGCAGCACGGGCAGCGGCGGCAGCGGCGGCGGUGGUGGUACACUGCUCGGCCGGCACCACCACCACCACCACCAUCACCAGCAUCUGCUGCAGCUGUCCGCCCACCAUCACCACCACCAUCAUUCGCACCAGCAGCUCCAGCAGCAGCUGCACCAGCACCAUCAGCAGCAGCUGGCGGCCGCGGAGCUGCUGCGGACGGCCGAGCAGCAGCAGCGGGUGCGCCAGCAGCAGCAGCACCAGUCCCGUCGCCGCCGCUCGUCCGAGGACGGUCCGGCCCGGCCAAGUGGCACCACCACAAACAACAACAAUAACAGCAGCAGCGCCACCUACAACAACAACUCCGACGACGAGUAUCAGCCACCGAUGAAGAUCAAAAACGAAGUCGACUUUUCAGCGUUCGCCGGUCUGAACAUGACGAUCAAUGCGGCGGCAAGCGCCAACGCCAACCUGUCCGCCGCACUGAACGCGGCGUCGGCCGGUCCGGGCCCGAUCCUGCUCGCAACCGAUCUGCGGCCGGCAUCGCGCGGCGGCAGCACCACCACCACAACCACCUCGGCCGAGGCCGCCGCCCAGAGCGGGAACAACGGCAGCAAGAACGGCGAGCAGCAGCAGCAGCGCGAGCGUGGUUCGCCCCAGCACCAGCAUCUGCAGCACCAUCACCAUCAGCGGGCGGCGGCGGCCACCGCAGCCGCGCUGGCCGUCUUUAACGCGAGCGGCCUCUCCAGCCCCCUGGCCGAACCGAUCGCGGGACCGUCCGGCAUCAUGGGCCCGGUCCAGCAAGUGCCUCUGUCGCUAAAGAAGGAGAUCGACUGGGGCGACGACAAGUCUUCGGGCGAAAGCUCACUAGACUUCCGUCACGCGCACGACUCGGAAGCGUCGGAAGGGCUGCAUGGAAGCGUUGGUGGUGGUGUUGGUGGUGUUGGUGUCGGCGGCAGUGGCACGACCGGCGGUGUGAGUGCUAGUGGCCACGGCAGUGCGAACAGUGCAGGCAGCGGCGGCAGUGGCAGCAACAGUGGCGGCAUCCUCGGGCUCUGUACCACCGCGCACCACGGGAGCGGUGACGCCCACAGUGGACGCAGGUCGGCGGGAGGCAGUGUGGGCAGUGGUGGCGGCGGCGGCACCAGUGGGAGGGAAAGCUCCGGUCCGGCCACUGCGACGGCGGGCGGCAGUGGGUCGGCGGCCCCGGCAGCCUCGGGAAGAAGUAGUAGUGGUGGUGUUGGUGGUGGUGGUGGAAGUGGCGGUGGCGGUGGCGGCGGUUUGCUAGCCGACCAUCCCUCCCAUCCGCACCACCAUCAUCAUCACCAUGCGCACCCACACCAGUCGGCGGGAGGGGGCGGCGGCGGCGGCGGAGCGACGGGGGGCAGUGCUGGGGCGGCGGCGGCCGUGGCGGUGGCGGCAGCCGUCGCCGGCCUCCCAGUGCACACCUGCAUGUACUGUGGCGUGACGUUUCACAACCAGAACAAGCUGACCCGCCACAUCCUCUCCCACUCGCUCGAGUCGCUCAAGUUCCGGGAGGCGACGCACCUGCUCCAUCCGCACCUCGCCCUGCGGCACGAGCUGACGCAGGUGGCGCUCGCCGCCCAGCAGGCCCAGUCGACGUCGCCGUCCCAGCUGCCGUCGCCCCACUACGGCCACCAUCGGGGCAGCGGGGUGGGGGGCGGGCCGACGCUCGAGCAGAUGCUCGAUCCGGCGGAAGCGAUGGCCGAGCUGGAGCUGGCGGCCGUGCUCGCGUCCCAGUCGGGCGGCCUCGGCCUCGGCCCGGUGGGCGGCGUCAAUCCGCUCGCGGGCGGCGGGGGCGGCGGCGGCGGUGGUGCCGGCGGGCUCGGCCCCGACCAGGGCGGCAACAGCGUGGUGCUGUGCAAGUUCUGCGGCAAGAGCUUCCCGGACGUGACGUCGCUGAUCACGCACCUGCCGGUGCACACGGGCGACCGGCCGUUCAAGUGCGAGUUCUGCGGCAAGGCGUUCAAGCUGCGGCACCACAUGAAGGACCACUGCCGAGUGCACACAGGCGAGCGGCCGUUUCGGUGCGGCAUGUGCGGCAAGACGUUCUCGCGCUCGACCAUACUGAAGGCGCACGAGAAGACGCACUAUCCAAAGUACGCGCGAAAGUUCCUGGCGUCCCCACCGCCGAUCGACGGGAAGGACGAUUCGCCCCAAUAGUGCGACGAUUUGCAUCUGCUGAACUUUCUCCUCCUGUACAACCUGCAGCAGCAGCAGCAGCAGCAGCAGCAGCAGCAGCAAUUGCAGCUGCAACAACAGCAACAAGCGCUGUUUCAACAACACUCGCGUCAGCAGCAGCAGGCACAGCGUAAUCAGCAACUGAGUGAUCACAGCACUCACUACCAGCAACAGACCCAUCCCCAUCGGCAGCAGCAGCAGCAGCAGCAGCAGUUGCUGAUGCACCAACACAGCAGUGACGCAUAUCCGCUGCUGCUGCAAGAGAUGAUGCAUCGGCAUCAGCAGCAGCAGCAACAGCAGCUCGAGCAGCAUCAGCAACUGCAGCAACAGCUGCAGCAGCAGCACCACCACCAGCAACCGCAACAGCAGCAUCAUCAGUUACUACCGGCAGCAACCUCAGAGGACCAACAGCAAGGGCGGGCGAAGAAGAAACCGCUACCGCCGGGCAUCGGAAACCUAUUCGGCUUCACGUAGAGGCGGCCCGGGUGUGCGCCUGCCCGUUUUGAAGAGUUGACAGAGCAGAAGAAAAAACAACAACAACAAUAUAACAAAACCCUCCCAAGAAGCCCCCAGCAACAAACAACAAACAGCAGCAGCAACAGUAAACAACCACAAAGAAAAACAUACCUUCGCUUUACCUCGACAUAUAGUAAUGGCAAAAUAGCAACAAAACAAAACAUUAAACAAACUCAAAGCGCAAAAAAAAGGAAAACACAGAACCACACAAUCUCUCUCCCUUCCCGCGGGGAAGCAACGAAAAACAAAACAAAACAAAACAAACUGCAGGAUUAUAUUUGCAAACAACAAGUAAAACAAAACAAAAACCACACGGCUGUGACAGGACGAGAAAGAGCAGCAGACGCAAACGGGAACUCAGCGGAAUUAAUCUAAUUAUGUGUACAUUGUGUGUAUAGUCAAAAAUGCAAAACCGUGAGAGCGAGCGAGCGAGCGAGCGAGAGAGAGAGAGAGAGAGAGAGAGAGAGAGAGAGAGAGAGAGAUGAGCACACGCGAAGUUGAAGGGAUCAACUUCUGCUCGCUCCUUCUUCUCAUCCUCCUCCUCAUCCAAUGAAAACGAACGCGCGGUGGGCGCCGGAUGUGUACGCAGAGCCUCCCCCAACCCGCCCGUUCCGGGGGAAGCGACCACACUCUUAUCGACGAAGCUUACAGAAGCUAUAGUAAUCAAGUACCGUAGCAAGUAGGGAGAUAUAUAGAUUUAUAUACAUAUUAUAUAUAUUAUAUAUAUUCCAAACCAGCAACCACAAAACUCAGCAGCACCCCCCACUAGGAGGUGGUGGUGGUGGUGGUGGAGGGAGGAAAGACGCACCUUCUCCGUGCGGAUUGAUCGACGUGUGUUGCAAAUGCGUGUUUGUGGGCGGCGAAUUGGAUCCGCGCACCACACACUACGCUUGCACACGAUCGCAAUGGGCGGUGGGAUGGACACACCCAUCUCAUCUUCGACACUACAUACACCUCUCCACCUCCUCCCCCCGCGCGCCCCCCUCUCAUUAGUGGACGACGCUGUGAAACAAUUAUCGUUUUAAACCCCUUUUAAUUUAGUUCCCGCGCACGCACGUCGCGAAUUUUAGUUUCUAUCUAGUGAUAAACAAGCGAAUGUGGAAAUAGCGAGAGCGAAAGUGUGUGUGUGUGUGUGUGUGUGAGAGAGAGAAAACGAGAAAGAGAAAGCGAGAAAAAAAGAGCGAAAUUUGUGGUGCGCGCCUGCAUCUAGCGUGCUUUUUUAAACAGGAAAAAAAACAAAAGACAUCGUCGCAACAGCAGGUCGUGGCAGCAGACGGGAAACCCUUUUUUAUAUUUUCUCCCUAAAAGUUGGGGAAGAUUUUUAUUAUUUUUUUUUUGAAGUCCACGAACCUGUAAGUGUGUGUGUGUGUGUGUGAGAGAGAGAGACGAUGCUGUAGGGAGAACAUGUGCCAGCACAUGUGUUGGGGGUGAUUUUUUUUGUUUCAACUCUCUUUCUCUCUCUCUGUGUCUGUGUUCUCUUUGUGUUGCACAGGAAGGGAAAUUAAACCUACACACAUAUAUAUAUACACCAACACUCACGAGAGCACCACACACACACACAUAUAUAUCAAUACCCAGAAAGGAGGAGGAAACAGAAAAUGGCGAACAAAUGGGAGCAAAACGCGCAUUUUUUUUUUGUUGCUUGACAAUAGUUCACAGUAACCUGUAUAUCCAACGGAACGGAUGAGGUUGACAGAAAGAGAGAAAGAGAGAGAGAGAAUGUUAAAAAAACGCUGAAUGGGGAAGUGAAAAUGUCUUUUCUCUUCUUUUUUGGCGUUACGAGCUACGCGAUCACGACGCUGGCCUCCUAUACGGCCUUGCAAACAGGGCCAGCAUCCUCUGCUUCCCUAACCCCCCUCCCCACCCCCCACCAUUCACAUCAGCUUCUUUUGUGAAAAUAAUCGAGACAAAAGAAAUCUGUGAUCUUAUUGAAUAUUAAUUUUUCGACAUUAAUGGGAUUGUUUUUAGUAUUUUUUUCCCCCUCAACUCUCUUGUUUUAUUUUUGUGUCUUCAAUAGUGGAGCCGUGGUUCAGAGCGACACUCACACACUCACACUUGACGCCAACUGUUUCAGUUUGUUCGUUUGCUUUUGCUCGCUCUCCUUCGCCCUCUAACACGUUUCCUUUGAAAUGGGUUGGAUUUAUUUAUUUUACCUUUUCUUUCGUUUUGCGUACCGCGCCAUUAUUUAUUAGGAAUCCAUCGAUUCAUUUUCCACCCUCCCCCUUUCUCGAUGGUUGAAUGUGGUACGACAUACUCGCGGAAGAAAAACAAAAAACACGCUGUCUCACUUUCUAAAGGAAAAAAGAUGGAGGAGAUAAUGCAAAAUUAGGCAGAAAAAAAACUAUUUAACAUUUUCCAGAAAGUGUGUGCGUUUGUGUGUGGCAUACUUUACAUACUUUACUCCUGCUAUAUAGUACGUAAGCACUUUGGAUAGCCAUUUCAUGUUUAGGUUAUUGCCUUUUUUCGUAUAAGAAACACCCACACACACACACACGCAGCUCAGACUCAAUCGCGGCAAAAUCGUGCUUGGUGCGCAAGAAGAGCGUUGUGUGGCAAAAAAAAACGGAAACCAAAUUAACGCUAUUAAUUUAGUGCGGUAAGGGGAACAGAGUUCGGCUGACGCUAAAAAAAAAGCAAAGCAAAAAGCAAAAACAACUCCACAAUUUUUGGCAAACGUUAUGUGAUGAUUGUAGUUCAAAUUUUUCAAAAUUCAAAAUUAUUUGUUUUCUUCGUUUUUAGAUAAUUUUAAGGCCUUUUGCCAAAACACACAAGAAGAAUGGCAUUCUUUAGUUUAGUAACAUUAUAAUUAACCUCCCAAACACACAAAGCUCUGAAAUGCGCGAUAAAGUUGACAACAGCAACAAAAACGACCUUUUGUUUGGCACAUUGCAACAAAAAAAGAAAAGGACAGCAAUGCCGCGCCACCAAGUGACGAACCCCAUCUGUGAGGGGGUCUUUUUUCCUGUGGCUUUCUGUGGGUGUUGCAAAGGCGGAUGGUGGGGCAAAUUUAAUGUCAACCAUCUCAACCAUCUGUGAAAAGAAAACGAGAGUGUCGCGCAUUUAUCAAAAUUCAAAAAUAUUAACUCUAAAUUGAACACCGAUUAAAUUUAAUGGAACACCACCAUGGUGGGUGGGUGGUUAAGCGAUUAAAAAAAAAAAACAAACACACACUCGUUUCGGUAACUAUUGGCUGUGAUUUGGAUCAGAAAUAAUGCACACACUAACAUACACAUACACACACCCACACACAUUUUUAGGCGAAACGUUAAGAAAUUGUAUUAAGAGUUUUCUACCGCAGCGCGGAACAGGAUGGGUGUAGAAAGCGCGUAACAGGACACCGUUAGUUUAAGUAUGAAAUGUUCAUUUUCGGUUUUUCGGUUUUCGGCCAGCACCACUUGCUUGACGAGAGCAGCAAAAGACAUUCGUUUAGGUAAUGCGAGAAGGAAACAAAGAAGAAAAAAAAACACACACAAACAGGGAAAGGAAACGAAACUUCAAAAUUUACCAAAAAAAAAAAACAAAUUAUAUAUCUGUCUCUUUAACUCUUCGGCCGGUCUCUUCCUACCGUCUCCGUUCCUUCCACGCUGGGGGGGAGGGCGAGAUACGAUAGAAAAGACGGAAGGCAGCUGCAGCAGUCAAAUUCCAUCAAGACAGCAGCAGCAGCAGCAGUCAAAUUCCAACUAGAUUUUGAGAGAGGGAGAGAGACAUUGCAAAGGAGAGCUAAAUUUUUAAACCUAAAUCAAACCAAAUUUACAAUCGCAAAUUUCGAUACGCUUCUUUUUGGCUUUACUAUAUUGGAUAAUUAGGCGAGAGGGGGAGGCAAAAUUUUUUGUAACAAAAAGAAAGGGAGAGAAGAAAAAAGAAACAAAAUAUGAAACUCAUUGGAUCUCAGUAUGAUAACGGCAUGUGAUCAGUUUUGUUUUUCUUUUGAAAACGAAGAUAUUAAGCAGUAUCGUAGACAUUUUCAUAAGGAGGCGGGGCGUGUAUUUAGGCAUAAAGGAAACAUACGAACUAAAUUCUAAAUUUAAAAUUUGCGGUUAAAUUUUUACCUUUUACCUGUUAAUCGUUUUUUUUUUUAUUUGUUUUUGUUUUGGAAAUACUUCUUUUGGGCGUCAAAACACACUCUCAAACAAGGGAAUUUAUGGCGUGGUUGAGUAAGCAAAUGAAUAAGAGUGCAGAGGAGCAAAUUAAAGAGAGAGAGAGAGAGAGAGAGAGAGAGAGACAUAUAUACUAAACACACCAAUUGUGAUUCUUUCGGCCAUAUUUUAAAAACGUUUUCGUUUUCUUAGUCAAAAUUUGUUAACGAAUAGAAAAAAAAAUUGAUACCAAAUUAUGAACGGGGCGCGGGAGCGUCCCCGCCCCGGGCGGCAAUCCCAAAUGUGAUCCUCAAGCAAGUGAUUCAAAAUUGUAGCGCGCUCGCGCACACGUGUGUCCUGUUAUUUGGGUUUAAGAAAGUUCGUAGCGAGCGUGUAGUGAGCGGCGGUACAUUAGCGUUUAAUUAUUAUUCUUAAUUUUUUUUUUUCUGCUCGUUUGUAUGCAUACAUUGUGCCACGACGUGUCGUGGUGUGUAGCGCGCGCACGCUCGCGUUUUUUUUUCUUUCUAAGCUAAAUUUACGCACCUACUAUCAGGUCAGAAUUUUCGGAUAGCGCAACGUUUCUUCUUUCUAGCAUUUAAGUCUUGUGUAAUGUACGGUAGAGAGAGAGAGAGAGAGAAAAAAAAAAAAUAAGAACUAGCAAUGAGAACUGGCACGAAGCGGCUUCGUGAUUUGCAGUGGCAAACGAAGAGAACAAGAAUUUCCUUCCACACACACACACACACACACACACUCCCAUACAUACAACUACAUGCAAGGGAUCAAAAUUGAUACCAUUCUCCUCCACUUUUGUUUGCAGGCUUUCGGUUACAAAUGGCGUGUAGGAUGCUUUUAUGGUUUCUUUUUUUACAUUUUAUUCUAUUAUUACACAAUCACAUUUAAGAUGAAAAAAAAAACAAAUAAAUGUACGUUUGGCACAUACACACACACACACACACACACGAACGCGCGUGUUCGCUUUACUUUAGGAAGAUCGACGAUGAUCAGUUGUGGCGUGUUGGUGCGUGACAGGGUGCAGGCUCGCGUGUGGAAUGGCAAACCAUGCCAAGGCUAUGGACGCCAUGGACGCCUUGUCCUUGAGGCUUCUUUUUGUGAGCAAAAGAGAAAGAGAGAGAGAGAGAGAGAGAGAGAGAGAGGGAGAGAGAGCGCAACACAGAGGGAAACCGUUCAAUUGUUUAGCAAUUUGUUCUAACGGCUCUGCGCUUUAAGGCGUUUGUGUUACGACAAAGUGCGUGUUGCACAAGCAAAAGUUUUAACUAACCAGCAAGUGCUAGACAACCCGUUUACAUUAGGGUAGUGGUAGGUAGCCGGUAGGCAAUUAGGUGUAGUAGUUGCUAGUGUACGAGAAACCCACUAGCAGCAGUUGUAGACAUUAGGCACUGGUGGUGCGCGCGCUCUGUGUUUACGCGCAAAUAUGAUUCGAUUCGGUCAGUUAACAGACCACUCCGUUUUCCCUCCGCUUCCGCAACACACACACACAUACACACACAUAGACACACACACACACACACACACACACACACACACACACACACACACACACACACACACACACACACACACACACAAAAGUACACACGUACUACUUCUACACAGACACUCUGUUAGAGGGGACGAUGGAUUUUGAGCACACACGGCGCCACACACACUCUGUUGUGUAGUAAAAUUACUUAGACGUUUAAGUAGUAUAGGCUUUGACAGUGAAGAGAUAAAGAAAGCAAGAGAGAGAGAGAGAGAAAGCACGCGAGAGAAAGAGAGAGAGAGAGAGAGAGAAAUAUCGCGUACAUUCCAGCGCAGACACAGAGAGAAAGAGCAUCAUGAUAAAUGAUGCAAACCAGCCGUUAAUUUGCGUGCAGAUAUGUUUUCUUUACACACACACACACACACACACACACACCCGCCACACAUGCGGACACAGAGGUUGGUUGGGUUUUUAAUUUCUGCGUGAAGGCUGCCCCCGUAAGCAGCCAUCAUCGAUGCACGUUUUUGAUGUUUUGUUUUAUUAUUAUUAUUUUUUUGUGUCAACCCCGGAGGGAUCGGUAGUACCAACCGAUCCACCCGCUCGGUGUAUCACUCCAAGAAGUGUCAAACACACACACACACACAUACCACAACAACAAUUACAACAACAAAAACACAUAUCAAGCAGGAAGAUAUUGUCGUAUGUGGUGGUGUUUUGUGUGCUUAGGCCGCAACCUUAACCUAACCAUGAGUUAAGCUGCCCAAAUUGGGGAAAAGAAGAAUCCACCGUGAGGGAAGGCAGGGUUUCUUGGCACAUCUAUCAAUAAACGAAACAAAAAAGGAAAGAGAAAUUCGAAUCAGCAAUGCAGGCAGCUAGUAUGAAUUGGUUUUGUUAAACACACACACACACACACACACACGCACACAUACACAAAGAGCACGGGGAAACAGGGAAGGAGAGCGAGUGCAACACAGCUAGGAGCGAUUAACUCGCACAUAUACAUAUUUAAUUGUGACCGUAUAUACAUGUAUGUGUAUCUUUACCAUAGCGCAAAGUUCCUCUUUUGUUUGUUAAGAACAAAGCUACUGUUAUCUAGCUACUUAUAAACAUAUACAUUAUGCGUUUGAACUUAUUGCAAUCUGUUUUAAUAAUCGUUUAUUUUCAACUCCUACUCCCCCACACACACACACACAACUAAUAGAGCAAAGCAAUACUAGUUUACUUACAGCACACACAAACACAGAGGGGACACAGAGGGGCCACGGCUUUCCAUUCAUUUUCACGAUUUUUUCUCCCCCCCCCCCCCUCGCAUUGCAAAUAUUCUUCUACCACCCCGUACCCCCGAAACUGGAACAACUUUGUGCCCCGCGUGCAGGAAGAUUACAGUUGUAAUAUUUAUUUUUAAUAUAUACAUACAUACAUACACAUAUAUUUACACAUUAAUUUUGUGGAACUCAGAGAGAGAGAGAGAGAGAGAGAGAGAGAGAGAGAGAGAGAGAAACAAACGAGCGACCACACAUUUUUUUUUAUUAAGCAAGAAUGGCCCCAGGCCGGUGAACGGAGUUGCUCAUCCUCCAAAAAUGCGCUGGCAGGAUCAAUGGAACGCACGCACACUACAGCAGAGAAGCGAACGGGAAGCAAAACAAGCACGCACACUUACACGAUUCUAUUCACUUCCCUGGCUACCCAAUAAAAAAAAAAAUGGCUUCUUUCUUCACCACUCCUCUCACCCCUCUUCCGCUGCUCGUUCAGCGUGCGUGUCAGCGUGGAAUAUCGCGCAACUGGAAGCGUAACGGUUUCGCUGUUCUUUAAAAGUAAAAAACUCGAUUUUUCUUUUUGUUUUGAAUUUUGAUGUUUUCCAGUGUGCCCCGCGUACCCUGUCAGCAUUUCUUCCUUCCGACAUUUUCAAGGGAUUGGAAAAAAGGCAUACCGAGAACGGGGUCAGGCUUAGAUGUAGGAGAAAGUACGCGGCUAAUCGAGGCAAUUUUUGUUGAAAUUUCCCCAGUUUGUAGGCAAAAAUAAUACAAUCUAGAAAACAUACACACACACACACACGUACACGCCCCCCUCCUGUAAUUAAUUUUAAUGAUGAAAAGGAAACAAUAAACGCACGUUGGCACACAAACACAUGAAAUUGCGUGAAGCGCAUCAACAGGGUGUGCAGUUGGGGUUUAAAAUCUCACCUAACCUAAAAGGCUAACAACCUUUGCCGAACCGAGGGGAGGGAGUAUUUGGCCGAUUGUUGUUUUGUAGAAGCAACCCCCCGAUGGGGGGUUUUUUGGGGGCAUUUUUGGGGGCUUUGAGCCGCGGCACCGUGAAUUAUUAACAAGUUUCAGUUGUGAAUUGGAGCUCAACUGUUCCCCGCUUUGAGACUCUCGUGUUUGCCUUCUCCAGGUUUUGUUCCCUACACAUCUGUUGCACCGCAAAGAACAAGAUGAGGCUUACGUGUUUAUUUUUUUUAAAGCAAUAACAUUCUUAACAUACCUUACAAAUUAUUUUGAAUCAAACUUACCGGUUAAGAUCGUUUGUAAAUUCAACAUAAAACGACGUGUGUACAAAAACUUGAUGUAGUUGGGACAGCUAAGGGACAGUCCCGACUCGACCAUUUUUUUUUCUUGAACAGUCCCACACACACAUACACACACACACACAUGCAAGCGCGAAAUAAAACAGUUCAGACGAACACGUCUUAUUCAGCCACUAAAAAAAAUUAACAAAAAAAACUUAAUGCAAGUGGAAGGAGGCAGGCCACACCAAAAAUUACUCUCCUACUAAGGGGAGGGCAUGUAGCAAACAAACAUUACACCAGUUACCAUGCAUUUGGACGGCAGGAGCGGUUAGAAGUUUCGUUUGCAGGUGAUUGUAAAAUUGGGCGGGCUGCUACCAGUGCCUCUGGAGUGACAAUUGGUUGUUUUCCGACAGAGGGCGCUACUGUGAGCGAAAAGCUUGACAGGGAGCUAACGCAGAGAGAAAGAGGGGGGGGGGGGGGGAGAAAGAAAGGCAGGGAAGCGCUGUCAAAAUUAGCAAGCAAAAUUAUUACUAAUCACUAAUUUAUCAUAGCGAGACAGUACAGAAGGCACAAAGAGACAAAAGCAAGAGAGAGAGCGAGAGAGAGAGGAGAGGACACAUAUUGCUCGUAAGAGUACCACAUAGAGAAGCCAUCAUCGUCAAUUCGAGACAAGUAGAGGCUUGCUUGUCUCACUCGAUUUGAAACUUUUUUGUUUUGUUCGUUUGUAUUUUUCUAUUUGAAGUACUGUUCGAGCUUUUCCGGCCUGCCGUCUGCACGCAGCUCUCGCUGUUUCACUUUCUUCCCCCGUUGCAAUUGUAACCCCCUACCUAACCAAACCUUUUGGCAUAGAAAUUAUUGAUAAUAAUACUAAUGGUAGGUAGUAACGACGCGGCAAGCAUACAUCACGCCAACAAAUAAUCGACACUAUUACAGCUAAAGUCACGGAAGGCUGGGCGCAGUGUGCACAGUCACCAAAGAGGAGAGUUUCUUUUUUGACAGAAGAUAAAUUAAAGCAACAAAACGCGCGCGCGUGCGUGUGUAUUUGUGUGUGUGUGUGGAUGAAAAUCUUUGACAUUAAGGAACAUAGCAUACAACAUUUAAAGAAAAAAAAACUGAAGUCAGAUUAAAAUGAUGUGUUGGGGGCAAACAAGUAGAGAGAAAUUAGAGAGAGCGUGAAAAAAAAAGAAAGAGAGAGAGAGAACGAGAGAGAGCGACAGAAAGAGCUAAAGCAGGUAAAAAAAGAUAGAUAGGGCAGUGCGACACGUGUGUAUAAACAAUAAUCUGUGAUUUCGAUAAUAACACAUUGAGUUUAUAAAAAAGAGAGGUGUGAAACAAUGAAAAAUCGGAUAAUAGAUGACACAACAACAAAACACAAAAACAACAAAAUAAAAAAAAUCCAAGGAUGGAUCAAUGAAAAGAGCAAAAGAGUGGAAGCAGUGUAAAAUAAGAAGAAGUAAACAACAGAAACAGGGGAGCGAAAGCAAAAACGUUAUGAUCACGCCCCCAAGUCUGCAACACUAAUAUGCAAUAUGCAAAACAGAAGAACACACACAUACACAGCAAAUACGUACGAAAGUAAGCAAGUUUGUAGGUACAUCCCUUCUUCCCCCACCCCGCUCCACAUCCGGUAUCAGUGUGUUUGUGUGUGACACGUUUUAAAAGACAGUUUGAUGUAUCAUAUCGUUACGCGCGGGGACACGUGGAGAGUGAAAGAGAGAUACAACAACAAAAGAACAAAUUAAGGUACACUAACACAAAUAAAAAAAAAAUAACAAUCAUCAACACAUACACACACACACACACACAUUAAAAUAAACGAAAACUCAAAUCUAACGCAAGGGAGACAAACAAUUGGCUGUAACUUUUUGGAACUGAGAUAUUAAAAAUUACAAAAAUUAAACUAUAAAGAGAGAGAGAGAGAGAGAGAGAGAGAAAAUGAACGGGAUAUGAAGAUAUGAAAAUAAUGCUACUACUACUACUACUACUACUACUCGUUACCAGGUAAUAAUGAGGAAAAAAGGCAAAUAAAUGAUAAAAUCCAAAUCAGUACUACUUAACACUACAAUAAUACAAUGUUCGUAUGAAGGUAACAACAACAACAGAAACACACAAACUCGCACACAUGCACACACACGCAUACAAAAGUGAGCGGGAAAAGAGAGCGAUUGGUGUGAAGAGAUGAAAAAAAUAAAACGAGAGAGGAAAAAAAACAAAUAAAGAAAAAGCAACCAAAACAAAUAUGUAAAACAAAAGUGUACGAAACAUUUUGGCCCUUUUGUGUGUAUGUGUGUGUGUGUGUUUGUGCAUGUGUGAGUGUGUGUGUUUAUCAGACCAGUUGCCUUUUGACAGAUUGCCCGCACACCAAUACACACAGCCAGUGGUCGUUCGUGCGCUUGCAAUUAGUACGACGCGAGUACGAGACAGAGAGCGGGACGGUACUGUAGCGUACACGCGUGUACACUGUAAAACUGUUUUGGCAAACGAAUCUAGUCGAAAUUCAAAACCGUGCACUCCACUCACUUGUGUGUUGGGUGUGAGUCGCCGUACACGUAUCGGUUUAGGCGUUCUUUAAAGCGAUCACUCCUUUGCUGUUUCGGCUGCUUUAGGGGGAAAAUCUCAAAAAUUGAGCAAAAAGCUACUCAUAUACUAAAACACGAUAUCAGAUAAGACAGAUAGAGAUAAAGAUGAAGAGAAAAAAAAUGAGAUAAAUUCACAAGAGGGAGACAACACUAACACGGGUCGCUUCACUUUACGGUUCUCUCUCACUAACGGUGUAGCGUCCGUCAUGACGCUCUCUCUUUCUCUCUCUCUGCUACGUGCACGCGAACAUACACUGUUUUCGAGUAGGCUUUUUUAACACGAUCAUAAUGAAAGAGAUAGAGAGAGCGCAGAGAGAGAGUUUGUGUAAAAGAGCGUCCGCUCAAGAGCGCGAGAGAGCGCGGCGCUACGGAGAACGCUUGCGCGGCAGUGCGCACAUAGCAGCGUGCAGAAUUGUUACUAGUUGUGGUACUAUUUUAAUCUUAGCACGUAGCAGGCACACACCCCCCCCCCCCCGCCCCCCCACAUAUCGAACGCCGCGCAGUAUAAGUAGCAUUCGCCACACAGAAGCAGCGCGCGUGUCCGGCGCAGGCUUAGUUCUGUGCCCCCUCGCCGCCAGUCUGAGUGCGGAUGGGUUCGUUCCGUUUUUGUUUCUGUUUUAACACGGGGUACAACAGUGUGGAAAGCAAUAACCGAUCGUACGGUAGGGAUGGAAACCGAACGCUCCAACGCACUGUCCAACAGCUCGGCAGCAAACAGCGUUCGCUGUAAGGUGUGUGUGUGUUGCAGUUUCCUGGCUCCUCUUAUUUUCCCUGCCAACAUUCCUCGCGCGAGAAAGCGAGCAAGAACAAUUAAAUUCACACAAGCAAAACGAACAAAAAAAAAAGAAACAAACAAACAAACUCCUCGAUAACUGAAACCUCUCCCUCAAUCAAGUGGACCAGUCUUUAGGGCCGCCUUUCCUUCGCGGGCAGUAGAAGACAGGGACACGACCCAACAAAUCAAUAAGCAAAGUAAACGGCAGCUCAGCGAGGCCCACGCAGGAUAAUAGCAUUAACCCUACGCGUUUCACUCCCGUUUCCCUUGCCGGUACGCUGGAACUGGAGGAAAAUAGAAAUGUAUGGGGAGCGAAGGGGAAGGGGCGAAAAAGAAGUAAACACGCAUACACAGACCACAGACACACAGUAGAUAAAGCAGUCAAAACAGACAAAACCAACCAAUAAGAUGGAACAAACAAACAAACCAACCAACCAACCAACAAAACAAACCAAGCAACAACAACAACAAAACAAAACAACAAAGCAACUAUAGCCAGACGACAUGCAGGAUAUCAACAGAUAAUUAUUGUAAUAAUAGCUCAGGGCAAACUCAAAUUCUUCUUCCAUAACGUAUCAAUAGACAGAUAAAAGCACACCAAAACAACACACAUACUUAACAAGCUCCUUCACAAACACACAUACACACACUCACACUCAUACAUGCAGUGAAGCGAAAACCUGAAAACAACACGCACACAACAAAGUGGAGAUGUUCGUUCGGUACGUUUGUGUGUGUGUGUGUGUGUGUGUGGGAGCGGAAGGGGGGAGCUUUACCCCAUGGCGCCGUUUGAGGCACUCCUCUCUUCCCUCCUGCAGCCCUCCUCCACACCCUCUCCAAACCUCCCUCUCCCCACCACCACAAACACUAUGUGUGUUUGCGUGUGUGUGUGUGUGUGCGUCGGUUGGAGGUGAAGGUUAGUAGGUUAGUAGCGAAAUGACACGUAGUGUAGUACACUAGUGAUAGCACAGAUACUUGCACAUCCGUACGACGGUUGCGGUGGAAUACUGAUCAAUUCUACGGAACGUACAAAUUAAAUACAUUGAGAGAGAUAGAUAGAGAGAGAGAGAGAGAGAGAGAGAGAGAGAGAGAGAGAGAGAGAGAGAGAGAGAGAGAGAGAGAGAGAGAGAGAGAAAACGGGUCCGGUGGUGCAGGAUUUGCUACUUCUCAUAAUCACCGGGAAACUCUCCUGCCCUGUCCAUUUUUCUUAUCUUGCGCCUGAAUGGUAGGCUAGCCGCGGUGCAUCCAUGCUUUACUCCCACGCAAUGAGCUGUUUCUCUUGCUGGGGUGGGGGGGGGGGGGGGCACACGGCACACUGCUAGGUUACAAGCUUUGCUCGGAUAUUCGCCCCUCCGCCUUCCAUUUAUUACACACCUGUUUUCCUCUUCCUCUAACUGUUACCUGUUAACCGUUUUGCUAAGGUAAUCAUGGCUAACCAUGCCCGCUAGCAGUAGUGUAAAUCCUGUGCGCGGGACCAGAAGCAUGGAGGUACGGAGAUAAGUUUCGGAUAAACGGAGAUGAAAUAUUACACACACACACACACAAACACACACAUACACACAUAUACAUCCACGCUGAGCGGUUUUCUUGUUUUAUUUAAUUUUAUUUUUUUGUUCGUGGUUUUCGUUACACAAUAGAAUCAAAUAUACAACUAUAUACGACUUCCGUUGAAAUAUAUACACAACCACAUAUAUAUAUACAUAAUAGUUAUUAUAUAUGUGUAAUUAUAUGUAUAAAAUGAAAGCAAAUAUAUAUAUACACAUUUAAAACAAAUAUAUACAUAUACAAGCCGAAACAGAAAACAGGUUUAUAGAGAACAGCACACACAUCAUUGCAUGUGUGUAUGUCUGGUUAAACAUUACAAUUACAAUAGAAACUUAAUACACACACAGGCAUACAAUAUAACUGGUGAAUCUUAUUAUUAUUACGAUGAUUACACAUAUUAUUAUUGUUCUUUACGUUUAAACAAAAAAGCACUGUGGUGUCUAACAGAUACAGAGUGAGGCUGAGCAGAACGGCAUUCGUUGCCUCUGCUCCCAUACCCCCUUUUUCCCCCCUAGUAUCCCAAAUUUUCCCUCUCCCAGCUCCAUCAACCAACACAUAACAACUAAUGUAGCUCAAUCCAAUUUAUAGAACGGUGAACAUCCCCGCAAAGGAGAGAACAGGGAAACAAGUACACACACACACACACACACACACACACACACACACACACACACACACACACACACAAAUAUAGGUUGUUUUAAGAGUCUCACCCCUCUCUGCUCGUUUUUGUGAGGACAGUUAAGUCGUGUACGAAGCUGUACAAAAGCCCCAAGACACGUAUAUAUCUAGCAUCGCGCAAGCAGGAGUGAGAGUGUGGGUGGAACUGGAAAUGGAAAGUGAGAAAACAUUAUAUCAACCAACCGACAAGGAAAGUGACAACAAAACCAGAAGCUACACAAAGUGAAAAGCGAAACAAGUGCACACGGCGUUAGAGAUUAACUUAUAGUGAAACUGUUACUGAGAAGCAAUUUUUAAAAACAAAGCAAGAAAACAAGUAGAGAAUUCAACAAGAGUGGGGUAACGCGAACAAACAAACCGAAAUGCAUCUACAGUGUGCAAAUACGAAUGGAGCGUGAGUGGUGGGUUUAGUAUAAACAACAACAACAAAACGAAGAAGGAAAGUAAACAAAACCAGACAACGGUAGGCAACACACACAUUAAGAUACUAAGUGCACACUUGAUGGAUUAAUCUUAUCAUGGCAGCAGCAGCUAGAACUACAAACAAUAUAGCAGUGUGUGUGUGUGUGUGUGUAUGUGCAGCACUAGCUCUUAAUACACUGCAAUGAGGCAAAAGCAAAAAAAAAAGCAACAACAAACAAACAGCAAAACGUAGUGAUAAGCGAUGAAACGGGAAGGAAAGAAAAGCUGGAGUAGUAGACGGUAACAAUUAGACAAAAAACAAAGCGGUAGAGGCGUCGUCGUACGCGAGACGUACCGCGGAAGUAAGAGAAGCGGCAAGAUGGGAAGCAACAAAGCAGACACAGGCAGAGGCAGAGUGCGAGGAAAGGCAGGCAGGCAGUAGCUGGUACUGCGGGAUAGAUUACACUAGCGAGCUAAGUGGAGCGGGCGGGCGGAAAUGAAAUAAAGAAAAUAAAACGAUAGGUUUCUUGUGUUUCAACUGUUCAA
Anopheles coluzzii is the source of this 22241-nucleotide messenger RNA. Its product is annotated as homeotic protein female sterile-like. NCBI's taxonomy places the organism in Eukaryota, Metazoa, Arthropoda, Insecta, Diptera, Culicidae. The transcript has 9 exons. The coding region runs from base 2678 to 7114 and encodes 1478 amino acids. Gene Ontology annotation, biological process: regulation of transcription by RNA polymerase II. The record is from RefSeq and is a predicted model, not a curated record. Gene Ontology annotation, molecular function: protein binding. Gene Ontology annotation, cellular component: nucleus.